CCGCGCCUCGGGGGCGCGCGCGGCCGCCGGUUCCGCCUCCUCCGCCACCUCCCCCCGGCCGCCGCCAUGUUGGAUGGUGCGUGUGGGUGUCAAACCCAGCGAGAGGCGGCGGCGGCGGCGGCCGGGCACCGGGACACCCCCUCCGCGCCUCCCGCGGCCCCUUCCCCGCUCCUCCCGCACGCAGCGCCAGGUUAUGCUUUUCGUUUUCUCAUGUCAUUCUCUUGAAGAGAGGAAAUGAUUGUAGUGGAACGUGUUACAAAUAAGCCACUGAUACGGAGCCUUUGCAAUUCAGAAACGUUCAUAGAAGAGCAAAUAUAGCCCUUUUUUGUUUGUGUUCUGGAAUCUGUCUUGUUAAAAAGGGAAAUAAAAAUGACGACUUCGUCUAUUAGACGGCAGAUGAAGAACAUUGUGAACAAUUAUUCAGAGGCCGAAAUAAAAGUUCGGGAAGCGACCUCUAAUGACCCCUGGGGUCCCUCCAGUUCAUUAAUGACUGAAAUAGCAGAUCUGACUUACAAUGUUGUGGCCUUUUCUGAAAUUAUGAGCAUGAUCUGGAAACGACUGAAUGACCACGGCAAGAACUGGCGACAUGUAUACAAGGCCCUUACUCUGUUAGAUUACCUGAUUAAAACUGGUUCUGAGAGAGUGGCGCAGCAGUGUAAAGAGAAUAUUUUUGCUAUCCAGACGUUGAAAGAUUUUCAGUAUAUUGAUCGAGAUGGUAAGGACCAGGGCAUCAAUGUGAGGGAGAAGUCCAAGCAGCUAGUAUCUCUUCUGAAGGAUGAUGAGCGACUCAAGACAGAGAGGGCCCAAGCCCUGAAGACCAAAGAACGCAUGGCUCAGGUGGCCACUGGAGUGGGUAGCAAUCAGAUCACCUUCGGCCGAGGCUCCAGUCAGCCAAACCUAUCCACCAGCUACUCAGAGCAAGAAUAUGGAAAGUCUGGAGGAUCCCCAGCAUCUUACCAUGGCUCUACAUCCCCUCGAGUUUCCUCGGAGCUCGAGCAGGCCCGGCCUCAGACAAGUGGUGAAGAGGAGCUCCAACUGCAGCUGGCGCUGGCGAUGAGCCGGGAAGUGGCGGAGCAGGAGGAGCGCCUCAGACGCGGAGAUGAUCUGAGAUUACAGAUGGCUCUGGAGGAGAGUCGCAGAGACACAAUUAAAAUUCCCAAAAAGAAGGAGCAUACCACUUUGUUGGACCUAAUGGAUGCCCUGCCCUCCUCGGCACCGGCCCCACAGAAAACGGAGCCUUGGGGACCUCCUGCUGUUGCAAACCAAACUGAUCCCUGGGGAGGAUCCACAGUUGCAGCUACUGCCUCUGACCCGUGGCAAUCAUUUGGUGCCAAACCAGCUGCUUCUGUUGACCCUUGGGCAGCACCAGCAGGAUCCACAGCUCAGUCUCUGCCCAAAAAUGUUGACCCUUGGGCUCCUGCUCAGCCAUCCUCUACUGCAGCAAAAUCUUCUGUGGAUCCUUGGGGACCAGCACCUGCAAACAAACCUCUCUCUACUUCUGGAAGUACAUCUUUUGACCUCUUCAGUAAUUUGAAUGGUACAGUUAAAGAUGAUUUUUCUGAAUUUGACACACUUCGAACUUCCAAAAAGCCAGCUGAAUCAGGUUCCACUUUGCCGUCUCAGCAUAGCGGUACCACAAGUCCUGAUCUCUUUGAUUCCCAGCACUCAAGCGGGACAUCAGGCAAACAAAGUGCAGCUCGGAAAACCCCCGAGUCUUUUUUGGGCCCCAAUGCUGCUUUGGUGAACCUGGAUUCACUGGUGUCUAAGCCGCCACAACCUGUUACUUCACUGAAUCCAUUCUUGGCACCAGGUGCCGCUACAGCACCGACUCCAAUCAACCCCUUCCAAGUGAAUCAGCCUCAGCCCCUCACUCUAAAUCAGAUGAGAGCGAGUCCUGUGAUGGGAACCAGCCCUUCUUUCAGUGCUGUGCCACCGAUAAGCAUGGAGCCAAUACCUCUGUCUUCCAUGGCCCCAGUGCCUGUGGGAAUGGCACCGAUACCAGCUAUGGGCACUGUGGCGUCUAUAACAAGGAUGGGCCAGGGGCUGAACGUGAGCAUUGCAGGAUCAAUGACCCAACCUCUUCACAGUACAGGAAUCCCGCCGUCAGCAUCCCAGUCUACAAAUACAACUAACCCUUUUCUCCUAUAAAGACCCAAUUAAAGGAACUUUCUUUUCAUAGUGUUUCCAGGCUGAAGUCUUUACAGCGAAAUGAACGUGGCCUGUGUGGACUGAACGGUGUGUAAGAGACUUGGAAGUAGAUUUGCAGUUUACAGUUAUGAUCUUUGAAGAGUUGUCUCUACUUACCAGUUAAUCUAAAUCUAGUCUUUGCUACAGAUGGUACCUUACUUUGGCUUGUUGAGCAUUAUGUGAAAUGUUCAGACUUUUCACCAAAGUUAGAUUCUGCCCAUUUUGUUACUUUGUUAAUCAUUUCAAUACACUUUCUAGGGAGAACCUGCCAUUUUAAACCCCGUUGGCUAUUUUGUAGAUGUCAGAUGAUGUGCUGGAUCCUGAAAUUACUAUUUACCUGCAUCUGUCACUUCCUAUGCCCAUAUGAUAGACCUGAGAUUCAGAGUGCUAGUGAAUGUUUUGCACAUAACUAUACACAGUUCUAGACUGUUGGUUCACCCAUAGUCCUUACUCUUAGAAGAGAACGAUUCGGAGGGCCCAGGUGGCUGGUUUUUAUGCAUUAAACAUUGCAACGCAAAAUCGCACUGCUUUCCUAUCAGAGGUUUGACUGAGAAAGCAAGCUUGUCUCAAAAGAAAAAAAAAAAAACAACAACAAAACACAAAAACCACAGACAAAAAAAACCCCAAGAACAUUCUCAAGUUGUCGAGUAUAACGUGUGCUGUCGUAUGCAGUGUUGAAUUUGUACACUACUCUAAGGACUCCUGAGGAACUCUCUGUGAGUGGCAUGCUGCACUCGUGCUGAGUGAGUGUCCUGCUCUGUGCUUGUCCAGUACCAGCUUCGUUUGGAAGUUAUCAUGUGUAUUUUGUUUUUAUUUGACUUACAAUGUGAGUUGAAAGAAAAAGAAAAAAAAAAAAAAGAGAAAUACAGCGGGACAACUUUGAAUUCAAUUUCACCGGGGCAAGCUUUAAAACUAAUUCAGGCUUAACCUUGCUAUAUGCAGUUACUCUUGUAUACUUUUGCACAUAUUUUGUUUAGUACAGUUUCAUAUUUGAGUUUGCAGAGUUACCUAAUAGUCCUUUUUUUGCUAAUUUUUAUAAUGUGGUUCUUAUUUAACUGUCUGGUUUUGAUAGAUUUAUCAAGUCUGGCUGAAAAAUUAAGAUAUUGGCAAAUGUCAUUUCUAUGGUUUUAAUGCCCUCUUAUUUAUGGUUUUAGCUCUUUGUUUCUGUAAAGAGAGUUUAAAAGGGAAGAUUAACACUAAAAUAUUUACUUUUAAAUGAAGUAUUCAUAAUGCAAAUCAGAACAAAUUCUCGUGACUAAUUAUUUUUAGAUGAAUUGAAUUUGAGCAUAACAUGAUUUAAGACUACAUUAAAAAGAAAAAACACUAAAGUCGCCUUUCCCUUGAUUUGUUCCCGUUUUCCGAUUACCAAAAUGGACAGACGUUUAGCCUUUAUGAAGAUCGGAAGAGAGGCCGUUUUUUCUUGUAAUACUACUUGAGAUGUUAAAAAUUGUUAUGUACAAACAUGACUCAUUAGUUUUAUCGACUAAUUUUUCUUAAUGAAAGGUGCACUCCAUAUUAAUAACUGGUUCCAUUUACAACUAUUAAUUGUAAGCUGAACUAUACAUUUUAACCUGCAUGUCUGGACUCCACGGCACUAAACCACGCUCAGGUUUCAGCCGGUGUUUCUGGUGGAAACCUGGCGCCUUCUCAAAGACGGCGACGUUUCCGAGCUCCGCUUUCAUGAGCAACGCGAACGUCGGCGGAGCACGUGGAAAGGGAUGUCCCAGUGCUUGCUACUGCCUUGAGGGCAUCUCCGUGAAUGAACUGAUGCAUCUUGGUGGCCUUUUCCCUAAUUAGGAGGGGAAAAAAAAAAAAAAACACAAAACAACAAAACACAAAACAAAGAAGCUGAAAGAAAUUGCCAGAGUUGUGUGUUGUGGUGUAACGAUGCUGUGUGGGACUUGUGCCAGUCUAGGGUCGUGUGCCGCAGGAGAGAGAGGGGCUGGCUAACUUGGAAGGGACCGGGUUAUAUCUUUUGGUGAGUAGGGGAGGCUGAAAGACUAUCAAAUCUAGGGUACAAUCACGGAUUUUAGCUGUGUAGGUCAGUGUAGCUCUAUUAGUAUACGGAAUGCUAAAUGUGUGGAUGUUUCUAUGCAGAUUGUUCUAUCCUCUUGAAUACUGUUGAAUUUGCAAGUAGGAUUCGGAAUAUUCAUCUGCUCUUGUUUUUAUAUGGGAGGAAAGAGAAUUACUGUCCGCACCCAGUAUGUCUUUAAAAGAAAAGAAAACAAAAAACCAUUCAUGUUGCCUUUCAGAGUAAGGAAAAAUACUUUACUUUUUGUUGUUGUUGAAGUUAUUGAAAAGUGUAGACCAGGAAGGGUGUGAUUCUUGCAGAUGGGGGGUGGGUGGGGGAGGGAAGUGCUUUCCAAUUGAUCUGUGGCAAGAUUUAUCCGUCAUUCUUUUUCCAAUUUAAUUUUACAAACAGUGGAAUUGCGGUCACUUGAUGUUUUUCCCUUAGUCUGUCACCUGAAUGCAUUUACAACAGUUAGAUGGGGCACUGUCUAUUCAGCCAAAAAGUUCUCACCGCAUCCUCUCGUUAAACACUAGGUAACUGUUUUUGGAGACAAGAUGGGGUUGAUAGUAAGUAUUUAAAAUGAUGAAGUCAUCUACAGUUCAGAGUCGUGAUCUGUCACCAUGAAUUGAUAAAAAUGUGCUGUUGGUCUGGUAGGGAGCCCUAGCUUAAUGAAACUGCUGAAUGGCAAAUUAUUGCUUUUACCAAGCCACUUCUGUAAGAGCUGUAUUACUUUUACAUUAUAUAUAUAUAUAUAUAUAUAUAGACAUAUAUCGCACAAUAAACCAGGACAAGGCAUGCUGAAGAGCGCUCAGCCCAGACUGGGGUGCUGUAAAGCAUUAGGCUAAGGAUGAACCAUGCUGAGAUUCCCAGGCUGACCUGGGGGUUGUGGCAGGAGCCAAAUUCAAGAGGAAAAGCAGCUGGUUCGGUUAAUCUGCUCGGUUCCUGGGCUGGGGACGUGUCCGUCCCGCCGGUGCCCUGCGGGUGUGGGGUGCUGUAGCUAGUGACGCUCACCAGUGGUUGCCGUCCUAGCCAGGUGAAGCUUCAGUUUUGCCCAGAAUGGUAGUAAAUCUCCUUUUUUGCGAUAAUUUAACUGCUCUCCAGAAUAAUUCUUCCUCCCUCCUUGCCCUCCCGCUUCUUUUUGCACGGAGGACGUGUGCAUAUCCGAUCUCAUCUGCUCUGGCUUCCAAACGCAUUUCCCUCUUCCCCUUCUUCUCUCACUUGCAAAUACUAAAAGUGCUUUUUGAUUUUUAAAAUGUUAGUAUCCCAAAAUAGCCUUACUGGUCAAAUUGACCAAAGAUAAAGUGUUAAAUAUUUUGUAAAAAAAAAAAUAAAAAAAAAAUCUUGGCGUAAUUUUAAACCCAAAAUAAGCUCAGUUAUUUAUUCAGUUUUAUACUAUAUAGAAACUAAACUACAUUGAGGGGACAGGGAAGGAAAACCGUGGUGGGUUGUGGUGUUUACAGUCUUUUUGAAGUCCCGUAGCUAAGACAACUAUUGUUAUCCAUCUUCCCUUUUGCUGUUACAGUUUCUAAUGUGUACUGUAUGUAUUAAUAUUGCACAAAUGGUGGAGAAAUAUAUGGUUUAUUUUUCACAGCAGAAUCUCACAAGACUCGCUUCCUUUACAAGUGUUACAAUUUAAAUAUUUACCAAACUGUUUUCAUAAUACUGGGAGCCGGCUGCUUUUUAUGAAUUUGUGCUGACUAUUGACAUUAUUUACUGUAUAAAUAAUUUAUCAUUUGUACUAUUGUAUCAUAAUGUCUGUAUCGUUGUGUCAUUUUUCCCGAGCGAUGUCACAAAUGUGAUAUUUAAUAAUGCCAUCAGAACAGUGGAAAGACAAGGGGUUUGUAGGUGACUGGUCAGAAUUAAAAUUGUAUUGCUUAUAUUCCAGCCGUGUUGCUUUUUCGAGACUCUGCAUAGCGUUUAUAACCCCAUUCAAAAAAAAAAACCUGUCGCUGCCAUGCUUGAUUUAGUUUUUCCAGAAAGUUGAUGGAUUGGUUGAGAUGAUUUAAGGUUUGUGCUAAAAGUCCUAGGUGCUAGGAGAAAUCUAACCGUUAUUGAGAGUAAUGCUUCUUGUACAUUGUCAAUGUGAUUUCUUCGAUGCAUUCAUCGCUUUCCUGGGGCAGGCCUGCUCUGGCUAUGAGAAAGGAGGGUUUCUUAUAGAUCACUUAAAUCAGAGUCAGUUGAGACCUUACUAACUCAAUAAAAAUGAAGACUUGUUGUGUUGCAGGUGA
Molecule: messenger RNA, 6426 nt
Organism: Chroicocephalus ridibundus (black-headed gull)
Lineage: Eukaryota; Metazoa; Chordata; Aves; Charadriiformes; Laridae
Gene: EPN2
Product: epsin 2
Exons: 9
Coding region: 370-2148 (592 amino acids)
Biological process (GO): endocytosis
Cellular component (GO): endosome; clathrin vesicle coat; plasma membrane
Molecular function (GO): phospholipid binding; clathrin binding
Source: RefSeq, a predicted model, not a curated record